GCUGCACCAGAGGAUAUUGUCGAGGAUAUGCUCUAUUGGGAUAGCUAUCUUCGGCAGUUGCAUUACCGCACACGAUUGCUCCUUUUAGCUGCUUUUGGCAUUAUGUCACUUUUCCUGUUGUCCUAUAUUUGGCUCCCGGAUGCUUCAACUCAUGCGCAGCUAGAAAAACAGAGUAACCUUAUUAUUUUGUCACAGAACCAUGUCAGGCAGAUGUCAAUCGUUCAUUCUUUCAAACGUGAUGGUCUCAAUGAUCCACUGCUGAAUUCUUAUGAUCGUUUAAACGGGACUGAAGCGGGUUGUGUCGUUCGUAUUCACCAGAUGCUGUCGUUCCCCGACUGUCUUUCGAAAAUCGAAUGGCUCAAAACCCAUUGGGAAUCUCAUCCUUGCUAUGCGAAGCUUGGUGUCGAUGGUUCUGAAUGUUCCGUUUUGCGAUAUUUGAGUGAGAUUGAAGGUAUCUGCCCAGUUAUGGAGAAUCGGAAGCAGUUUUCGGUGUUUCCGAAUGCUUACGUUAAUUACGACCUAGACGCUCUUCUUCGACUCAUACCUCAAGCGGAUCAGCAUCAUUCAUCUAUUACCUUUAUGCGCACUCGCCUCAAACGAUUGUGGCCGGAAUGGACCAAUGGUAUGCGCGAAUACGAGUCGUGGAACGAUCCGGUGAAUUCAACCUCAGUAGCAUUUCCAAUAAUCUCCCCGAGUGACGAACCUAUCCUGGACUGCAUUCCUUAUGACGAAAGGGAACUACGAAUCACGCGGCAUCCACAUCUCCUCAAUCGACCUGCUUUAACUGUGCAUCUUCAUUUGGGAUUCUUGUCCACUGAAAUCAACAAAUAUUUUGAUGGUUCGAUUUCUAAAGGAGGCCCUCUGGGUGAAGUACUUCAGUGGACUGAUCUUCUUGCUGGUCUCUUCAUCUUGGGUCACAACGUUUCUGUGUCAAUGGAAUUGCAAUCGACGCUCGAUCGUCUUCAGGUGUCACCAUUUUUGAAGACUCCAUGUCAAGUAGGACAGUCUGCCGUUGAUCUGAUUUACACCGAUAUUGUUGGAUUUCGCCAGUUGCAAAGAGCCGGUGUGCGUGUGCACCGAUGCAAAUAUCGCAUAUUGGACUCAUUCGGCACGGAGGCGACGUUCAACCGUAAUAAGGAAUCUGCUUGGGGCGGCCUGCAUUUGAACUUGCAGCAGUUUUACACCCUGUUCCCCCAUUCUCCUGACAACACAUUCCUUGGGUUUGUGGCCGAGCAAUUAAGUUUCCCUGGCCCUCCGAUACAGUUAUCUUCUGAAAAACCGAGAGCUCUCAUUUACGGGAAACAAGCCUACAUGUGGAAGAAUGCAAAUGCGUACCUAAAGGUGCUGAGUGAAUUCUUCACGUUGCAAUCCAACGUCGCUGAUGCCAGACCCGGUGAUUUGCCAGAAUUUGUGAUAAAUCACGCAGUUUCGUACGGCGAGGAGUAUUUGAAACUACUGAAAUCCUGUCGGGUUAUGAUCGGUUUGGGUUUUCCAUAUGAAGGCCCUGCACCUUUAGAAGCCAUCGUCAACGGCAUUGUCUUUGUCAACCCACGUUUUGAUCCGCCUCAUGACAGACACAGGACAGCAUUUUUCAAAGACAAGCCUACUUCUCGAAAGGUCACAAGUCAACAACCUUAUUUGGAACAGUACGUUGGUGAACCGUACUCUUACCUGGUGAAUAUGCACAAUGAAUCGGAUGUACGACAGACUAUGGUCCGUCUGCUAUCCAAUCUCGAUAAAGUCAGACCAUUUCCAAUAUUCGAAUUCAGCGCCGUUGGGUUUAUUGAGCGCCUCAACGCGCUGCUUCAACAUCAACGUUUCUGUGAUAGUCCCUCGAGCCUUGGUCUCUUGCAAUCACCCCUACCAUUACCAGACAUGAACGACGGUCAUUUUCGAACUAACCUUUUAGAAGUGAACCGCAACGUGGUCAUGUGGCCUCCUCCUCUCACUGCCCUUCGUAUCAUCUUUGCGAUGCCCGGACAGUCUUGCACCGAAGCCUGCAUGGCGCGCGGACGUUCUACUGUCAGUAUCCUCACUCCAUCCUCUUUGCAUCCAAUAACAUCGGAAUAUCUGCGCCGUCGAUCUUUGCAUUUCCUUGGUGCUAAUCAACUCGAAAGUGAAAAUAAUCUUCGAUGCGCCCCUGAACACUUUUCCACCGUGAACAAUCGUUUCAAUUUAGAGCGCCUGCUAAAUUUUAGCUGUCCAUCAAUCUCUAUUCUCAAUAGCACUACAGCUCCCCAUUGGGACUCCGCUGCGCAAAGUUGUGUGUUUCAGGCGAGCCGUUUUUGGUUCGAUUGCACCAGCACUCCGACAGCAUCCAUCACCCGCUUUUGUCCUUGCCGGGAUAUUCUACCUGGUCAACUGGCAUUGUGUGCCACAUGCGUUUAACCCUCAGUUCUACAUGUGGUUUGCCACACAUUUGUCUUUCUGAUCCUUCUGGUUGGUCGCACGGACAUUGUUCAUGCCUUGCUAAUUGCGAACCUUCCAGCUACAUACUUCUUGAUCUUUUGGAUCACCAUCCACAUAGAGAGACCAGUGUUCGAGUGACAUCUUCCAUCCCGUCUCUUCCUAUUGCACUACUCUCUGUUUAUACAAUGGAACUUCUGUUCCUAGUCAUUUGAUCAUUUCUUCGCUUUUAUCCGCUAUUGACCCAAAUGAUUAUGCUCAUCAUAUCUACACAUUUCCAUUGAGACAUUUUUGCAGCCACAACUCAUGCUUCGAAAUGUCACCUUAUCCCCGUUGUACCACUUGGGAAAGAUUUCGAUGAUAGUUGUACACUCGUCUCUUAAACCUAUCACUUAGUAGCCCGUAGCCUAGAACUAACAAGCUUGUCUCGUAAUUUUGCGGCGCAGGUUCUAAUCCGCAUAGGGGUGGCUUCCUCGCGGUGUACUCAGCCCGCGUGCGACUGAUGGUGGUCGCACGGCAGCGAAGCGCCGUUACGGCGUACAGCUGGCACAUUAUUAUUAUUAAACCUAUCAUUUUUAUCUCUACUUACCUUCCGCUCUGUCCAACGUGUGACAUACUCAGUGAAGACGUGUUAUUUCGUAUCAUUAUUAUAUCGGUAAUCUGCUUCAUUUUCGCACGAACGGGCCAAUUCUUACAACCAUAGAGUAUAACUACUCGUACAGUAGCAUUAUGGUAGACUCGGUGUUCC
This is a messenger RNA of Dicrocoelium dendriticum, 3154 nucleotides long. The record is from the annotation of a GenBank genome assembly. Lineage: Eukaryota; Metazoa; Platyhelminthes; Trematoda; Plagiorchiida; Dicrocoeliidae.